CUCGCGAUCACACCGCAUUCUCCCCCCACCUCACAGUCUCCACCAUACAAAGGGCAGGCAUCUCAAUCGCCUCGUCCCCGCGAACUGAUCUCACCCAUCCACCCCGACUCAUCCUCGCCAAUCCGUCCCCCGCAUAGCCAUAACUCGGGCCAACCUCCCUCAAGUCGACCAACCAUGUCCGACAUCACCAAGACUCCCUUUGUACGGGACCUCGCCUCGAGCGACAAAAAAAUCCGCGACAAAGCCACGGACUCACUCGCCCUCUUCCUCCGCUCGAAAACCGACCUGACGCUGAUCGAACUCCUCAAACUGUGGAAGGGUCUCUUCUUCUGCUUCUACCACUCCGACCGCCCCCUAACGCAACAAACCCUCGCCCGCACCCUCAGCUACAGUCUCGUCCCCACGCUCCCCCGCACCACACUGCACCGCUUCCUGCGGGCCUUCUGGAUCACCAUCGGACGGGACUUCCACUCCCUCGACCGUCUCCGUCUCGACAAAUACCUCUUCCUGAUCCGCUGCUACGUGGGCGUUGCGCUAUCGAUCUUCAUCAAGCCCCAACCUGCCACCUCCACCUCCACCUCCACCGCAGCGAACGGAGGCAAGCGCAAGCGCGACGAAAGCAGCAAGAAGCGCAACAACAACAAGAAGAACAAGAAGCAGACGCAGCAGCAAGAAGCCGAAGCCGAAGCCGAAGCCGAAGAUACCGCCCCUACGACGGAAACCGGAAGUGAAAAAUGGGCCGCGCUCGAAUCCUACAUCACCAUCCUCGAGGAAGGUCCCCUCUGCCCGCUGAACUUCGACCCGGAUCAACCGCCCCUCAACGAGGCGGAGAAUUACGUCCCCAUGCCGCACGGACCGGACGGGCUCCGGUACCAUGUUCUGGAUAUUUGGGUGGAUGAGGUGGAGAAGGUGUUGGAGUUUGAUGAGACGGAAACAGAGGGAGGGGAGAGGAAGCCGAAGGGCGAGGUGCCGAUCGAGCUGUUGCUUAGGCCCAUUGAGAAGUUGAAGGCUGAGAGUCCGUAUAAGCCUGUUCGCACCCGGGCGGCGGAGACCCUGGAGGAUGAGCGGCUGUUUGAGUGGGGGUUUAGGGAGAGGAAGGUGGAGAGUGAGGAUGAGGAGAGUGAGGAGGAGUGGGGUGGUUUUGACUAGACUAGACUGUUUGUUGUCUGUCUGAUUGGGGUGUGGUUAUUCAUUUUUAUUACUGUUGUUGUUGUUGUUCUUUGAUAAAUGGGCAGGUGAUGGG
Messenger RNA from Aspergillus heteromorphus CBS 117.55, 1243 nucleotides. Its product is annotated as ribosomal RNA processing 1 family protein. Bases 175 to 1149 code for a protein of 324 amino acids. Lineage: Eukaryota; Fungi; Ascomycota; Eurotiomycetes; Eurotiales; Aspergillaceae. The transcript is spliced from 3 exons. The record is from RefSeq and is a predicted model, not a curated record. Gene Ontology annotation, cellular component: preribosome, large subunit precursor; preribosome, small subunit precursor; nucleus. Gene Ontology annotation, biological process: rRNA processing.